CCGGAAGUUCGCAAGCAUUUCCCGAAUAUUUGUUACUCCGUACAAACGCUUGGACGUCCCCCCCAGCGUAGCCUAUCAGAGCGGGACAUUUCAUGCAUGAGAACGAUCGAUGGAGUUGCUCCUCUUGCUCUUGGUUAAGGGCCAUCGAUAUAUUGUGGACUCGCCCACAUUGAAUUCCUUCUAUUUUUCUUUCCUCUCCAUUUGAGCCUCCAUAAUGCUCCAUUGUUGUCAUCAACAAUGACCGAAACUCAUCCUGGGUCUUCCCUGAACACAAUUAACCUCAUUACACAAUGCUUGUGCAUUCCGAUUGUCACCAUCUUCGUGGCGACGCGGUUUGGAAUCCGCUUUUGGUAUAAGCAGUUCGUUAUCGUCGAAGAUACGUUCUGUUUCCUAGCAUGGAUUCUGUUCAUGGCAUACUGCGCCAUUGCCAUUGUUUUGGGACAAUAUGGCGGAGGUGUAAAUUAUCUAGAGGUCCCGGAGUCAAUGCAGGUGACUUACCGCAAGUUCUGCUAUAUCGCAACCGUCUUUUACUGUCCCAUGAGUCUCUUUGUGAAAUACGCCUUGCUUUCCAUCUUGAUCCGGAUCUUCGCGCCAUACCGGGGCCGGAUUAUGUUCAUCUAUGUUCUCCUCGGAUGUCUGACCAUUUACUACAUCAUCGCUGAGAUUGUCAAAAUUCGCAUGUGUGACCCCGUUCCGGCAUAUUGGACUGGGGCACCGGCCAACUGUCUCGAUCAACAAGCUGCCCUGAUUGCCGACUCGGUUAUUAGCGUCGUGACCGAUCUUAUGAUUCUCAUCUUGCCGCUGCCGCUGACCUGGUCGCUCCAAAUGUCGCGAAGCAAGAAGCUCCGAGUCAUCGGCAUGUUGUCCGCUGGAGGACUCGCCACGGCCUUCAGUGUCUACCGACUGAUUCUGGUUUUGAAAGAGGGCAGCACGCCCAAUACUACAGUAAUGUUUACGUGUGUGAUUCUGUCAGGUAACGCGGAAGGAGGAGUCGGCCUCAUCUGCGCCUGUCUUCCGACGAUGAAUAUUUUGAUCAACAAACUCCGGAAAGCCGGCUACAGCUACGGCUCGAACAAGUACUACCGGGACGAGUCCUCGAUGCACCUCAGCAAAAUGAAAGGCGCCAACGGCAAGGGAUUCUCCACCAUCGGAUCGAAGGGGUCCCGAACCGAGCCCGAAUUUGGAUCCGACCAGAGCCAUCUGAUUUCGUACGCGGGCACAGUCGAUAUGAGCGCCUCCGGCGAUGGCGGGAUCCAUAAGACCGUUGACGUAUCGCAAACCGUGGAGGUGUUGGCUGGCGGAGGAGAAUCAUCCUCUAGCCAUUCCGACCAUCACACGCGGUUUUAGCGCGCCUUCUUUUAUUUUUUUUUUUUUAUUUUUAUUUUUUUCUAUUUUCAUUUCAUUCUUCUUUCGUUCUAUAAUAGAUAUCCUUGGUGGGGCAUUUUGUAUGCAUACUCGACUAACUUUCCCGAUUUUUCCUUUUUUUUUCCCAUAUUUUUUCUUUUGUGGAGCUUGUUUAUACAGGAUUUCCUACAGGUCCAAAGCUUGAUACCUUCGAUGGGCUUCUCGAGGCCUGGUGAUGUCAUUUUGGAUGUGUCUAAUGUUGAUAAACACAUCCUCUCAAUUACAAAUAGAGAUACGGUUUAUGAUAUAUCACUUUUUGCCCCUCGAGUUAGAGGCAAAAAAUCUUCAAGGAUGCAUAGGAUUUGCCAUGCCGAACGCCGCUCAAUCUUUAGCACGAUCUCCAUAAUCCAUAAUCCAGCCCCCAAAAAGAAAAACAACAGAAGAUUCGCUGCAGAAGAUCGCCACGCGAACAGACCUCUGAACUAUUUCAAAAACAAAACGCGUCCGACCAACAAAGUAAAUCGACUAUGCAGCACGAAGGAUGAUCUAGCGAACGAAGAUCACCAGCAGUGGAGCGCAUUAUUCGGCAUGCGACAAAAUUGAUUCCACGCCAUGUGGCAAUUAUCCGAGAAGCACCCUUUUUUUUUUUUUAUUUUAAAU
Aspergillus pseudotamarii is the source of this 2004-nucleotide messenger RNA. RefSeq lists its product as uncharacterized. Lineage: Eukaryota; Fungi; Ascomycota; Eurotiomycetes; Eurotiales; Aspergillaceae. Bases 238 to 1347 code for a protein of 369 amino acids. The transcript is spliced from 6 exons. The record is from RefSeq and is a predicted model, not a curated record.